Messenger RNA from Pyricularia grisea, 2495 nucleotides. RefSeq lists its product as uncharacterized. Gene Ontology annotation, molecular function: aldose 1-epimerase activity; carbohydrate binding. Lineage: Eukaryota; Fungi; Ascomycota; Sordariomycetes; Magnaporthales; Pyriculariaceae. The record is from RefSeq and is a predicted model, not a curated record. Gene Ontology annotation, biological process: beta-D-galactose catabolic process via UDP-galactose, Leloir pathway; glucose metabolic process. Bases 288 to 1439 code for a protein of 383 amino acids. The transcript is spliced from 4 exons.
GUCAGGGUGGAAGGGGAAUGUGCCACUCGGCAUUGUUGCCAGACGGACGGUAAGGAUGGUCAGCAAUGAGCAACCGUGAUGAGAAAUAGCGACAUGUGUGGCUAUAUUAAUGACGGCGAAUUGCCGCUUGCCUCUCUCUCUUGUUUAUACUGGCCCACCUCGUAAGUUUAGGACCAUUUACGCACGUCUGCUAAUAUUUUUUUUCUUCUUCUUUUCUUCUUCUCCGGACUGAGAUCAGCAGCUGGCAGUCCAUUCUUGUAUUCGCUUCCAGUGGCUAAAAGUCAACAAUGUGGAACUCAUUGAUGAUCCUUUCCUCUUUGGCCAGCGCUGUCUCCCUCGUUGCUGGCCAAUGUGUGCCUACUCCCGGAAAGGAUGGUCGGUACACUAUCGAGUCGGAUGGCAUCAAGGCGCAAUUCAUUCCCUACGGCGCUACUCUUACCAACCUGUGGGUGAAAGACAAGAACGGCGAGGCUGUAGAUAUCGUACUGGGAUAUGACAAUGCAUCCUACUACCCCGUUGACCCGAGCCACCCCGUACUCAACGCCAUCCCAGGCCGCUACGUGAACCGGAUCGGCAAGGCGACGUACAGCAUCGACGGCGAGACGUUCAACACGGAGAAGAACGACGGCGAAAACACGCUGCACAGCGGCACUAACAACUGGUCCUUUCGCUUCUGGAACGUGACGGACGUGACUGCGUCGUCCAUCACCUUUGGCAUCAUCGACAAAUCCAACUCGUCGCAGGGCAUGCUGGGUGAUGUCCAUGCGCAGGUGAAAUAUAGCGUCGAGGGCGGCGCCUGGAACAUCAGCAUGGAGGCGACGGCGCCCGAUGCCAAAACACCACUCAUGCUGACGCAGCACACCUACUUCAACCUAGACGCGUACCGCGACCCGACCGGACCAAAGGUCUGGAACCACACGCUGCACGUCCCUUUCUCGAGCAGGUACCUCGAGAAUGAUGAUGGGGCGCUGCCGACCGGCCGAAUUCUCACGGCGGCGCCGGGAAGCAUCAACGACUUUGCGUCCGAGCCUGACAUCCUCUUGGGCAGGGCGAGGGAUGAUCCAGCCUUCCCGGGCAACUGCGGCGCUGGAGGCCAGUGCGAGGGUUAUAAUGGCUUUUGGUUGAUCGACGACGCUCCCGUAGGGGCUGUGGUCGCCACCCUCGCCAGCGAGUUCUCGGGGAUCAAGGCCGAGCUACGGACCGAUCAACUUGGCAUGCAGAUCUACACGUGUAACUGGUUCGACGGCACCAGCCCACUCAAGUCGACCCAAGGGACAGAAGAGGUCAAGACGGUGGGCCGGAGCUCUUGCGUCGCCAUCGAGGCGCACGAUUACACCGAUGGGAUUAAUCAUCCGGAAUGGGGUCGCAAGGAGGCACAAAUCACUGGCCCUGGGGAGAAGUAUACUUGGGAGUCAUCGUGGACCUUUUCGACGCUCUGAGGGAUCAAUCCAGUUGACCUCUUGCACAAAGUUGAUUGAAUGGUUGUAGCUUGCCAAAGGUUGUCGAGGGUACCCAAAGCAAGUCGUUAGAUCGAAAAUCGGAUGAUAUCGUCAAUAUCAAUUGGUAAAUUUGUGGCGUGCUUGUAACGUUGCUCAUCCUUAUCGAUGUUCUGUGCGAAAGCUUUGCCUAGGAGAAUUAACCAAUAGACCCCACGACGAUAAGUCAGCAAUUUUGUGUGCAAACCGGCUGAUCUUAGCUUUUGUAGGUCUUCGGAUAUCUUUAGCUUGCAAGCUGUUGACAGUGUGCCAUGAAGGGCGAUUUGCACUAGACUAGACACUUUGGUCUCGAUUUGAUCUGCACCGUGAUGUGCCUUUUCCGGGGUUGCUACCAACCAACGAAGACAAAGCUAGUCGAGCCGAGCUCUGCCAUUGUGACCAAAUAGCCACCCGUAUAGAAACCAGUCAUCGAGAAGAAAACUUUCUUCUGAGCUUCAUCCUAACUUGGCCAUCGAAGGCACGACAGCAAACUUAUAAGGUAGCUGUCCAUGCUCUGCACCAACAAAGUCGCCACGUUAAACCUGUGACGCGCAGCUUUGAUCUUACUUCGUACCUUAUAGCUCGCCUACCUGCCCUUGCAUCCAUACCUUGCUACAUUAGGCAUGGUAUUGUAAGGCACGCGAGGCACUCAGCAUAUUCGCCGCCGAGCACAACUCCUUGCUAACUGCGCGGCGUGAAUUCGUCGAAACCAGCGAGGAGGUGGGAAUGCUCGACCUGUCGCCUCGACUCCAUGUCACUCAACCUCUUCCCUAAGGAGUUCUGAAUGUAACAAGCCGAACCGCUAAAGGUACCUCACCAUGACGACUUUGAUGUCCUACCAAUUCCAGUCUCGCCGCAGCCUUCCGGGCCUGUACUCGCAAGGCCUCGACGAGUCUUUUCAGAAGGGGACGAGAAGGUAGUACGUGUAAUAGAAAACAUCACAUGGGUGGCCGAAGGGAUAGCAGUGACGCCAUUUCUUAGGCCUGUGUUGUGUGCGUAGGAACAGUACAGAAGUUCUGG